AUGCUAAAGCAACAUCUUUCCCUCCUCGUGGUUCUAGUAGCUGCUGAUCAAUUCUUACUGGAUCUCUCCCAGGAUACCGCUAUUAUGAAACAAGGCAGCAUUUGUUAUUUCUGGAGACUUAACAACCAUGAAAUUGAAUCCGUUCAAAACCCUACUGGAAUUCAUGAAAUUGAGACUAAAUUUCAGCACCUGGUCAGUGUUCAUACAAAAUUUGGAGACAUAGCUGACAUUACUGUAUAUUCAAAAGCCGUUCAAAAUCUCUGCAACGGUGAUACUUUAAAAUCUUAUUCUCAUCACAAAUAAA
This is a messenger RNA of Saccostrea echinata, 304 nucleotides long. RefSeq lists its product as uncharacterized. The coding region runs from base 1 to 303 and encodes 100 amino acids. Lineage: Eukaryota; Metazoa; Mollusca; Bivalvia; Ostreida; Ostreidae. The transcript has 4 exons. The record is from RefSeq and is a predicted model, not a curated record.